CCAUCUCCUCCAUCUCCUCCAUCUCCUCCACCAUCUCCUCCACCUCCUCCACCUCCUCCCCCCACCAUCCCUCCUCCUCCAUCUCCUCUACCUCCUCUACCUCCUCCCACCUCCCAUCCACCUCCCCCCACACCAUCUCCUCCAUCUCCUCCACCUCCUCCCCCACCUCCUCCAUCUCCUCCACCUCCUCCCACAUCUCCUCCUUCCUCCACUCCUCCAACCUCCCUCCAUCCCUCCCCUCCCCACCUCCCCACUCUCUCCACUCCUCCACCUCCUCCACCAUCUCCUCCUCCAUCUCCUCCUCCUCCCACACCUCCUCCAUCUCCUCCACCUCCUCCACCAUCUCCUCUCCCUCCUCCAUCCCUCCCACCAUCUCCUCCACCUCCUCCACCAUCUCCUCCAUCUCCCUCCCCACCUCCUCCACCUCCUCCACCUCCCCCACCUCCUCCCCAUCCUCCUCCCCCAUCUCCACCACCUCCGCCAUCUCCUCCCCUCCUCCACCUCCUCCACCUCCCCCACCACCUCCUCCCACCUCUCCUCCCACCAUCUCCACCACCUCCUCCAUCUCCUCCACCUCCUCCACCUCCUCCACCCUCCACCUCCCCACCAUCUCCUCCACCUCCUCCACCCCUCCUCCACCAUCCUCCUCCACCUCCUCCAUCUCCUCCAUCUCCUCCCACCACCUCCUCCAUCUCCACCACCUCCUCCACCUCCUCCACCUCCCCACCACCUCCUCCCCCAUCUCCUCCACCAUCUCCACCCCACCCUCCUCCAUCUCCUCCACCUCCUCCACCU
Molecule: messenger RNA, 795 nt
Organism: Lethenteron reissneri (Far Eastern brook lamprey)
Lineage: Eukaryota; Metazoa; Chordata; Hyperoartia; Petromyzontiformes; Petromyzontidae
Source: RefSeq, a predicted model, not a curated record